Molecule: messenger RNA, 1258 nt
Organism: Agrilus planipennis (emerald ash borer)
Lineage: Eukaryota; Metazoa; Arthropoda; Insecta; Coleoptera; Buprestidae
Product: NECAP-like protein CG9132
Biological process (GO): endocytosis
Cellular component (GO): membrane; clathrin vesicle coat
Source: RefSeq, a predicted model, not a curated record
UAUUUCCAUAUGUCAAGUUAAAAUUCAGAAACAGCAGAAAUUGGUGGAUGCAAGUGGUUCUUGUGUUGAAGGAGAAAAUUUCAUCAUAUAAACUGUUUAUAGCAGUUAUUCUUUUAAAUACUUUCACCAAAGAUUCGUUAUUCCAAUGGAAACUUAUGAAAGUGUACUUUUAGUAAAACCUGAGGUAUUCGUUUUUAAUAUUCCCCCAAGAAAUUCUGCCAGGGGUUACAGAGCUGCUGACUGGAAUCUCNUGGUGGCUAAGGGAAACAAUUUAGAAAUGAAGUUGGAAGACAAGAAUUCUGGAGAAUUGUUUGCUAAAUGUCCCAUUGAGACUUACCCAGGAGUUGCAAUUGAAGCAGUUUCUGAUUCAUCAAGAUAUUUUGUUAUUAGAGUUCAGGAUGAUAAUGGACGUAAUGCUUUCAUUGGAAUUGGUUUUGGAGACAGAUCAGAUUCUUUUGAUUUAAAUGUGGCUUUGCAAGACCAUUUCAAAUGGGUCAAAAAGGAGCAACAAAUAAGUGAAGAGCCUUCUGCUCCUAAACUGGACUUGCAGUUUAAAGAAGGAGAAACCAUUAAAAUAAACAUGAAAAUCACAAAAAAGGAUGGUUCUGAGUCAAAGUCAAAGCUAAAGAGUGGGAAUGGCUUAGGUCUGUUACCUCCUCCACCAGGUGGUAACAAAAUUCCUGGCCCUCCAGGUACUUCACCCCAGCACAUGCAAAAGGCAGAAGCGAGUGGAGACAACUGGGGGGACUUCACAUCUGCACAGCCAAGUUCUCAGACAUCUCAGCCACCAACAAACACAAAUUGGGUGCAGUUUUAACAAUAUCAACUGUACAGUGUAAACAUUUAUAUGCAUUUAUCAAUCAUAAUUGUUGCAGUUGUUAUAGCAUUUUGUUUUUAAUAGAAUUGGUGGUAAAAAAGUUUGAGCAGUAGUUUUCAGUGUAGUAAGAAACGAAGUGGACAAUUUUACGAUUAGAUUAGUUUCAAUAAAUGCAGAGAUACUUAAGUAUAGAUUAAGCUUUAAGAGUUAAAUAUGAAUUUUAUAUUAUUUAUCGUAAAAAUGGUGGUAAUGUUGUAAAUCUUGAAUUAUUUAAGACUAUUUUCUUAAUGCAGUAAUAUCUGUGAAUUGCGAUAGUGUGAACGAUGUAAUAAUUACUGACUGUGAAAUAUUAUUGUAGAUUUUGUUGGUAAGUUGGUUCUCUUUAAUUAAUUAAUCAUAGUUUUAUCAAGAAGGGUGCAUAAUAAGAAAAAUUACUAUUAA